AGUGGCGGUGUGGCUAACCGUGUGUGUGUGUGUGUGUGUGUGUGUGUGUGUGUGUGUGUGUGUGUGUGUGUGUGUGUGUGUUGAAAAGCUCUGAGAGAACAGAGCUGCAAUUCAGUCAGCAGCAGACUUCAGGUUGCACAGUCUCCACUGCGCACCAUGCCUUCUCCGGUCCCUGUCACCCGCCUGUUACCCAAAGACCUGUACCCCUCUGUGGACAUCGGGACCUGCAGCAGCCCGCUGACCAAACACUCCCACGGCUCCGCCACCUUACAAGUCCCGGUACAGCGGCUCCACGGCAGAGUCGCCAGUCGGCUCUGGUCCUCUGUGAUCCACUGGAAGGAGCUGCGCUCCAUGCAGCCUGUGGGCUCCGGAGGCUUCGGCUCCGUCUACAAGGCGGAGUACCUCGGGAGCACCGUCGCGCUGAAGAAGGUCAAGAAGUGCACAAAGAACAAGCUGGCGUCCCGGCAGAGCUUCUGGGCCGAGCUGAACGCCGCACACCUGCGCCACAGGAACAUCGUGCGCGUCAUCGCGGCGACCACCUGCGUACCGGCGAGUUUUGGAGAUGAAAGCAGCAUCGGGACGAUACUGAUGGAGUUCGUGGGGAGCAGAAAUCUGCAGCAGAUCAUUUACGGACGUGCAGAGCCGCUGGGGGAGGACCGGUGGCUCAGGUACUCCACAGACAUUGUACACGGCCUGCGGUUCCUCCACUCCCACAGCGUUGUGCAUCUGGACAUAAAACCAGCCAACGUGCUGGUGUCCAGUGAGGACGUCUGCAAAAUUGCCGACUUUGGCUGUUCUUUGAAACUGGACCACGGGAGUGAAAUGAGCCCGAUCAGCCCACAUCUCAGCCACGUAGGCGGCACGUACACGCACCGAGCCCCGGAGCUGCUGAAAGGCGAGGGGGUGUCUCCUAAAGCGGACAUCUUCUCUUUCGGGAUCACGCUGUGGCAGCUGAUCAGCAGAGAGCAGCCCUACACCGGGGACAGGCAGCACGUGCUCUACGCGGUGGUGGCGCACAACCUGCGGCCGUGCGUGCAGAACCUCCCGGUGUUUGAGUCCGAGCAAGGUCGUCUGUGUAGGACUCUGUUGAGCCGGUGCUGGAGCGGAGAGGGCCGCUGCAGACCCAGUGCCGAGGAGCUGCUGCCUCAGCUGGAGCAGCUGCGCUCGCAGACCUGACUCUGUUGGUGCACAGAUGUACUGUGGGUCUCACAAUGGAUAUGUUUUAGAACAUUUUACUAGGUCCUCUCCGGUAGUGUCAGCUUCAGGAGCAGUAGAUCUCAUGCUCACAUUCAUGCCAAAUCCCAUUUUAAAAAGAGCACCUUCUUGAAGAAGUGCCUUCUUGUGUAUUGGCGGAAAUUAAAAUGGUUGCACUAUAUAAUGAUGCACAACUCUCUGCAAAGCACGUCCUGUGACAAAAACAGCCGUGAAAUAGUAUUGUAAAGAGUAUUGGUAAUUAUGUGCCUAAUUGAAGUGGCUUCCAAUGAACUAAGACACUUAAUUGUGUCUAUUUAAAGCUGCAGUAGGUAACUUUUAUAAAAAUAACUUUGUCAUAUUUGUUGAAACUUUCUCUAUAUCCUGACAGUAGUACGUGAGACAGAUAAUAUGAGAAAGAAUCAGGGUUCUCUGGCUCCUCCUAGUGCUCCUAAUAAUAGCAUUUGCAAGAAUCCACCGGGCCUGAACGAAAAACAACCAAUCAGAGCCCAUUAAGACAGAAAGACGCUUUGGGUCAGUGGCUUCAAGAUAGUUGAUUAAAUCUCAUUCCCACGACCAGUGUCUGUAUGUCGUUUUCCUUCAGGUGGAUUCUUAGAAAUGCCAUUAGGAGCACUAGGAGGAGCCAGAGGAACCAGAUAUUUUUCACAGAUUAACUCUCUCAUGUACUACUGUCAGGAUAUAGAGAGUUUCAGCAAAUAUGAUAUAUUCUCACUUUAAGUUUUAAUGUUUGACCUUGAAUGAAAACAAAUGAGACCAUCUACCAACAGGCUGAUGUAUUUGCACUUUUUUCAUAUGCCAAUAUAACAAACUUUGUGUCAAGGAGAUCUUUUGAAACUUUGGAUAAUUGUUUGGAUAAAUGUCAUUAUUUUAGCCCAUUGACAGACAUUUUAAAACCCCAUUCUAUAUCCACUGUUUGAGUUGUACAAUUUGCCAGCACAAUAUAUUACUGCUCCCUCCUAACUUGUUUUAGUGAUUUGUCUUAAUUGUGUUGUGAAUUGAGUUUUAUUUGCCAUGAUGAGAUUGUAAUGAGAUUUAAGUGUGAUGGGUUUUCAUUAAAAUUAUUUUUAUAUUGUG
Molecule: messenger RNA, 2286 nt
Organism: Dicentrarchus labrax (European seabass)
Lineage: Eukaryota; Metazoa; Chordata; Actinopteri; Moronidae
Gene: mos
Product: v-mos Moloney murine sarcoma viral oncogene homolog
Exons: 1
Coding region: 157-1176 (339 amino acids)
Biological process (GO): positive regulation of MAPK cascade; negative regulation of metaphase/anaphase transition of meiotic cell cycle; signal transduction
Cellular component (GO): cytoplasm
Molecular function (GO): protein kinase activity; ATP binding
Source: RefSeq, a predicted model, not a curated record